This is a messenger RNA of Staurois parvus, 633 nucleotides long. The record is from the annotation of a GenBank genome assembly. NCBI's taxonomy places the organism in Eukaryota, Metazoa, Chordata, Amphibia, Anura, Ranidae.
GUAAUGAGCAGUCGCAGGUUGGGAUCAGGCAGAAACGUAGUCGAGAACAACCCAAGGUCGGUAAUGAGCAGUCGCAGGUUGGGAUCAGGCAGAAACGUAGUCGAGAACAAGCCAAGGUCGGUAAUGAGCAGUCGCAGGUUGGGAUCAGGCAGAAGCAUAGUCGAGAACAAGCCAAGGUCGGUAAUGAGCAGUCGCAGGUUGGGAUCAGGCAGAAACGUAGUCGAGAACAAGCCAAGGUCGGUAAUGAGCAGUCGCAGGUUGGGAUCAGGCAGAAACGUAGUCGAGAACAAGCCAAGGUCAGUAAUGAGCAGUCGCAGGUUGGGAUCAGGCAGAAGCGUAGUCGAGAACAAGCCAAGGUCGGUAAUGAGCAGUCGCAGAUUGGGAUCAGGCAGAAGCGUAGUCGAGAACAAGCCAAGGUCGGUAAUGAGCAGUUGUAGGUUGGGAUCAGGCAGAAGCGUAGUAGAGAACAAGCCAAGGUCGGUAAUGAGCAGCCGCAGAUUGGGAUCAGGCAGAAGCGUAGUAGAGAACAAGCCAAGGUCGGUAAUGAGCAGUCGCAGGUUGGGAUCAGGCAGAAGCGUAGUAGAGAACAAGCCAAGGUCGGUAAUGAGCAGUCGUAGGUUGGGAUCAGGCAGA